Molecule: messenger RNA, 2147 nt
Organism: Alternaria alternata
Lineage: Eukaryota; Fungi; Ascomycota; Dothideomycetes; Pleosporales; Pleosporaceae
Exons: 5
Coding region: 1-1884 (627 amino acids)
Biological process (GO): protein folding; protein peptidyl-prolyl isomerization
Cellular component (GO): catalytic step 2 spliceosome
Molecular function (GO): peptidyl-prolyl cis-trans isomerase activity
Source: RefSeq, a predicted model, not a curated record
AUGAGUACGACGUACAACCUCGAGCCAAACCCGACCGCCAAAGUCGUCCUGCACACCACCACCGGCGACCUCGAAAUCGAGCUCUUCGCCAAGCAGACGCCCAUCACCUCGCGCAACUUCCUGCAGCUGUGCCUCGAUGGCUACUACGACAACACCGUCUUCCACCGCCUGGUCAAGGGCUUCAUCAUCCAGGGCGGCGACCCCACGGGCACCGGCCAGGGCGGAGAGAGCAGCUACGAUGGCGAGCCCUUUGCGGACGAGUUCCACAGCCGGCUGAAGUACACGAGGCGAGGCCUGCUGGGCAUGGCCAACACGGGAAAGAAGGACGACAACGGCAGCCAGUUUUUCUUCACCCUGGCGGCGACACCAGAGCUGCAGGAGAAGAACACCAUGUUCGGCCGGGUGGCAGGCGACACCAUCUACAACCUAAUGAAGAUGGCCGAGGCCGAGAUACGGGACGGAAGCGACGAUCAGCCCAUGUAUCCCACCAAAGUCACAGGCGCCGAGAUCAUCAUCAACCCAUUCGAGGACAUGGUCAAGAGGGUGCAGGUGGCUGCGCGCACAGAGCCCGAGACGAAGAAGGCCAAGAAGCACAAGAGGAAGGCCGGCAAGAACGUGCUCAGCUUUGGCGAUGAUGCAGCCGAGGCUGACUCUGCGCCCAUUGCGAAGAAGCCCAAGUUCAACACCAAGCUGGUCAGUGCAGGCGAGGAAAAGCCCGUGUCGAAAGCACCCGAGGAGACGAGAGAGAUACCCAUACGCAAGCCAUCCCGAAAAUCGCCGCCGAGGUCUCCGUCACCCAAACCCGCUCCAAAAGCCGCGCUCCGGUCGCCACCCAAGCCUAAAGCCAAAACUCCACCACGCGAGCUUUCGCCUGAAUCUGAGAAACGAUCGAAACUAGACCGUGUCAACCAGCAGAUCGCCGACCUCAAGGCAUCCAUGAAGCGAAACACCUCCGCCCAAGAUACAGGGCCGGCCAAAAAGAAGUCGCUAUUAGAGGCCAUGGUGCCAACAUCCACAACACGAGGAAGGAAGCGAGGGGCUGGUGGCAACGCAAAGGACGAACAAUCUGCACUGGACAUCCUCUCCCGAUUCAAGUCGAAACUAGAAUCAGCCGACUCCACCGCAGCCCCCAAGACCGUCACACCAACACUACCCGAGGAAGCAACGAAUGGCAACUCCAAUGGAGAUGCGAAUGGAGCCAAUGAUGAAGAUGAGGCUGCAUGUGACUUGCAUUUCAUAGUGGGCUGCCAGUCUUGCAAAGCCUGGGACAAGCAGGAUGAAGAGGAGUCAGAUGACGACGCGGGAUGGAUGUCACAUUCGUUGAGUUUCGCAAAAGACAGAUUAGGGAAGGAUCUCGAGUGGAAGCGGAAGAACGAAGAGGAGCUGUUGGUCAUUGACCCAAGAGAGGAGGCGAAACGGCAUAAAGCUGAAGGUCUUUCCCAAUGUGCUCGAACUGACGUUGCUGUCGCCAAAAUGCCGGUCAAUUGGAAUGACAAAGACGUUCUCGAGCGCCUCUUCAUCGCGGCUCUCGCCUCUCUCGACAACAAGAUCAACAUCAACGAAGUUGCUCGCAUCUAUGGCGAGGAUAUGACCUAUCACGCCCUCGAAAAUCGGAUGCGUAGAUACAAGAAGGAAGCUACAACGCUCAAAGAUGAAGCAGCGGACCGUGAGGGCGCCGUGAAGAGUCCGAUGAAGACACGCACCAAGAAGAGCGACGCUGGUUCUCCCAAGGGCGCUGUCAAGACUGGGCGAAUCACCAAGAAGGCGACCACUACUACAAAGAUCAAGUCUGAGCCGCUUGUUGACGAAGAGCUGCUUCACGGUAUGGGCGAGGAGGCGGUAGGAGACGAUGAGGCGGUCGACGAAACCGAUGAAUUUGUUUGAGGCUAAGCGGCGCUAAAUGCCCCAUCGCCUAUGGAACAUGUCUGUUUCUAGAAGUUUUGGCGCUUUGCAGGCUUCCAUAAGUUGGAGCUUCGAUGUCGAUGCGCAAGCCGCAGAGGCAAUGGGCUCCCAAAAUUGCUGAAGUUCAUCCAUCGAGCACGGGUAAACAUCGACAGCGCAUGAAGUGUUUCUGUAUCUGCAUCUUCAGAACUUUGGAUGAAUAUGGGUAAAGAAUCUUCAGAAAAUUCACCACGGAUUUUCAUAUC